AGGAUCCAACCGAUAGUUACAUGAGACAAAAGAAAUUGGAUGUACCUGGUGUUCUGGGGAUGAAUGUGUUUAACCCUCUUUACCUGUAUAGGCAAUGCGGCUCUGACCUUUGGGAAGCACCGGUACUCAAGGAGGCGCCACAGGGAUGGAGAAAAAUGUUGAGAUGCUGUCACAUGAUGGAAGCGAUGGUCAACUCUCCCGGCCCUCAUCAGGUCAGGGUGCAGGGAGCAGGUGCAGCAGCAGGAAGCUAUCAUGGCGUCUCUUUGCCAGGUUCUCCGUACAACAUCAGCAGGAAUGACCCCCGCCUCCAGCAGGUGGUCCUCGGCGCCGCCUACGCCUUCAACAACCAAUCAAAUGACGCCUUCCUGUUCAAACCCUCAGCCAUCCACAGAGCGCAGCGGCAGGUCGUCAAGGGGAUCCGAUACGUCGUAGACUUCCAGAUCUCCAGGACGGUCUGCCCCAAACGGAACCGGGUCAAGGAUCUGUCAAAGUGUGACCUGCAGCCUCUGGGUCGUCUGCAGCAGACGCUGCAGUGCCACCUGGACCUCUGGCUGAUUCCCUGGAAGCAUCGCAGUGAAACCCUGGCGCUGGUCUGUAGACCCUGAGGGUCAUGUGACCUGCCUCCAUCAUGGCGAGCAGAACACAGCGGACCAUCAGAACAUCUGAUCUGGAAAUGUUCUGUUGCUGGCUUCAGACCAGGAUCUGUGUUCUAGCCAGAACCUCUGAGCUCACACCCAAAUGUCAAAGUCCUCUUUAAGUUGUUUUGAGUCAAUAAAUAUUUUUGUGAUGGCAGAAUUAAA
Messenger RNA from Fundulus heteroclitus (mummichog), 800 nucleotides. Its product is annotated as cystatin-F. Lineage: Eukaryota; Metazoa; Chordata; Actinopteri; Cyprinodontiformes; Fundulidae. Gene Ontology annotation, molecular function: cysteine-type endopeptidase inhibitor activity. Gene Ontology annotation, cellular component: late endosome; endoplasmic reticulum; Golgi apparatus. The transcript has 4 exons. Gene Ontology annotation, biological process: negative regulation of microglial cell activation; positive regulation of myelination; immune response. Bases 21 to 605 code for a protein of 194 amino acids. The record is from RefSeq and is a predicted model, not a curated record.